Messenger RNA from Canariomyces notabilis, 1770 nucleotides. RefSeq lists its product as uncharacterized. NCBI's taxonomy places the organism in Eukaryota, Fungi, Ascomycota, Sordariomycetes, Sordariales, Chaetomiaceae. The record is from RefSeq and is a predicted model, not a curated record. The coding region runs from base 1 to 1770 and encodes 589 amino acids. Gene Ontology annotation, biological process: rRNA methylation. Gene Ontology annotation, cellular component: mitochondrion. The transcript has a single exon. Gene Ontology annotation, molecular function: rRNA (guanine) methyltransferase activity; RNA binding.
AUGAGCUUGCCUUUGUCCUACCGAGCUAUCAGACAUGCACUUCCGGCCAAUUCAAUACGGGCAGUUUCUUGCAACAACUUCUCAAUCAGAAAUGCCUCUACCUCGGCCGUUCACGAAGGACUUUUUCGAUCUGAGAAAGCUCGGCCUCAGGGACCCCGGCCUGGCAGGCUCGCCCCUACAUCAGACAGCUCGAAGCGGUUGACAUAUGCCGAACGGAAAAAGAUGCGAGAGGAACUGGCGAAGCAAAGGCCGACUUUCAAGAUACGCAAAGGCAAGAAGGACAUUACUGAGUACCCCGACGAGGUCAAACCGCCGUCAAGAAAGGCCCGUUUCUAUGACCCGAACGACCCUUUUGGCAAGAAAAGUCUUGUGUACCAACUGAAGAGCGGCCUGCUGAGCGACCAGUUGAAGGAACUGCACAAGGAAAACCGGGCAGAGGAACGAUUAGACUCGACCUCCCAGUCCCGGUCCGGCUCCCGCCAGGGUCGGGGCGCCAGUCGGUCCGAUCGGAACAGCAGGGAUGCAAGAGGGUCUCGGCGAGAGGCGCACGAUGACAGCCCCAUGUCAGACGAUCAGUUCCGUGCAGCCAUGGGAAGCAGCCCGGCCGAGCAGCCAACACGGGCAGCACGGGCAGCACGGCCGACACGGACUGUCCAUCGUCAGCCCACUCCUGACAGAAACAGAGAGGCUCCUCUCUUCGACUUUGAUCGGGGUGAAUCCCGGGACAGAGCACCCCGAAGGACGCUCGAGCCCCUCUCCAUCCCCUACAGCACGGCAGCCUCCCAGUUCCUCUACGGCCGGUCCACGGUUGAGGCCGCCCUCCGCGCGUCCCGGCGCAAGCUGUACAAGCUCUACAUCUACGACGGCCCCAACCGGCGCAUCACCUCAGACAACGCGCUGAUCCAGACCCUAGCCAAGCGCAAGGGCGUUCCCGUCACCAUCUUGACCGACGACAAGGGCCUGCGGCUGAUGGACAAGAUGGCCGCCUCCCGGCCACACAACGGCUUCGUGCUCGAAGCCUCCCCCCUUCCGCAACCACCACUAGCAUCCCUCGGCCCGGUACCGGAGUCCGAGUCCGAGUACGCCUCCCGGCCGGGAUUUCCCAUCGUGCUAGGCCACCAGUCAGCCGAGGAAGCCGCCGUCAACGGGACACGGACCUUCAUCCCGUCCCCCAGCGCAACGCACAAACCGCUCGUCGUCGUGCUGGACCAGAUCCUCGACCCGGGCAACCUGGGCGCCAUCCUGCGCACCGUCAGCUUUUUGGGCGCCACGGCCGUGGCCAUCACGCGCCACGGCACGGCGUCAAUCACGCCCGUGGCGCUCAAGGCGUCGGCGGGUGCCGCUGAGGCGCUGGAUCUGUUUUUCAUUAAUUCCCUGCCCGAGUUCCUCGCCGCGUCGCGUGAAAAUGGUUGGGCCGUGUUUGCGGCUGUUGCUGAGGGCCCUAGGGGCUCUGGCGCUUCUGCGGCGAAGCAGCGCAGGUACAUGGACCUGCAUGGCCUGGAGGAGAUGGAUCCGCUGAAAAGGGAGCCCUGUGUUCUGCUGAUUGGGAAUGAAGGGGAGGGACUGAACAGGUUGGUGGUUAAGAAGGCGGAUUAUGAGGUCAAUAUCCCCAACCUGUCCGGGUCGACGGCUGUGGAUAGCUUGAAUGUCAGUGUUGCGGCUGGGCUGCUGUGCUCGGCGUUUCUGAAGGGGAUGGGGAGGGAGAGGUUCAAGUUGGGAGGGGUGGAAGGGGCUGUUAGUGCGAAAGGGGGGGAUGCGAUUUUGUGGUGA